Molecule: messenger RNA, 3313 nt
Organism: Conger conger (European conger)
Lineage: Eukaryota; Metazoa; Chordata; Actinopteri; Anguilliformes; Congridae
Gene: kpna4
Product: karyopherin alpha 4 (importin alpha 3)
Exons: 17
Coding region: 134-1693 (519 amino acids)
Biological process (GO): NLS-bearing protein import into nucleus
Cellular component (GO): cytoplasm; nucleus; nucleoplasm
Molecular function (GO): nuclear import signal receptor activity; protein binding
Source: RefSeq, a predicted model, not a curated record
GGGCCUGUACCACCGGCAUUCCCACAAAGCUGUGCGGGGGAAACCAGCAGAGAGCCCGAAGCGUUGAGAAAAAGGAACUGGAAAGAAACAGAUCGUCUCUUCUCGACAAAAAUACCUUCUAAGAUAUUUUAAAAUGGCCGAUAACGAGAAAUUGGACAACCAGCGGCUGAAGAAUUUCAAAAACAAAGGUCGGGAUUUGGAGACGAUGAGAAGACAACGGAACGAGGUGGUGGUGGAGCUGCGGAAGAACAAACGGGACGAGCACCUGCUGAAGAGACGGAACGUCCCGCACGAAGACUUCUGUGAGGACUCGGACGUGGACGGAGACUUCAGAGCGCAAAACACAUCUUUAGAAGCAAUAGUGCAGAACGCCACCAGCGAUAACCAGGGAGUGCAACUCAGUGCGGUCCAGGCUGCCAGGAAGCUCUUGUCCAGCGACCGCAACCCGCCCAUCGAUGACCUGAUCAAAUCGGGCAUUCUGCCCAUCCUCGUGCACUGCCUGGACCGGGACGACAACCCCUCUCUGCAGUUCGAGGCUGCCUGGGCUCUGACCAACAUCGCGUCAGGGACCUCCGACCAGACCCAGGCUGUGGUGCAGUCCAAUGCCGUUCCCCUGUUCCUGAGGCUGCUGCACUCUCCACACCAGAAUGUGUGUGAACAGGCCGUGUGGGCCCUGGGAAACAUCAUUGGUGAUGGGCCCCAGUGCAGGGACUAUGUGAUCAGUCUGGGGGUGGUGAAGCCGCUGCUGUCCUUCAUCAGUCCCUCCAUCCCCAUCACCUUCCUCCGCAACGUCACCUGGGUGAUGGUCAACCUGUGCCGCCACAAGGACCCGCCCCCCCCCAUGGAGACCAUCCAGGAGAUCCUCCCAGCUCUGUGUGUCCUGAUUCACCACACUGAUGUUAACAUCCUGGUGGACACAGUGUGGGCGCUCUCUUACCUGACGGAUGCGGGGAACGAGCAGAUCCAGAUGGUGAUCGACUCUGGUAUCGUCCCCCACCUGGUGCCCCUGCUCAGCCACCAGGAGGUCAAAGUUCAGACGGCGGCCCUGCGCGCGGUGGGGAACAUUGUAACGGGCACAGACGAGCAGACCCAGGUGGUGCUGAACUGCGAGGCCCUUGCGCACUUCCCCGCCCUGCUCACCCACCCCAAGGAGAAGAUCAACAAGGAGGCGGUGUGGUUCCUGUCUAACAUCACUGCAGGAAACCAGCAGCAGGUGCAGGCUGUGAUCGACGCUAACCUGGUGCCCAUGAUCAUCCACCUGCUGGACAAGGGGGACUUUGGGACCCAGAAGGAGGCGGCCUGGGCCAUCAGCAACCUGACGAUAAGCGGCAGGAAGGAGCAGGUGGCGUACCUGAUCCAGCAGCAGGUGAUCCCGCCGUUCUGCAGCCUGCUGACGGUGAAGGACGCGCAGGUGGUGCAGGUGGUGCUGGACGGCCUCAGCAACAUCCUGAAGAUGGCCGACGACGAGGCCGAGACCAUCGCCAACCUGAUCGAGGAGUGCGGCGGUUUGGAGAAGAUUGAGCAGCUCCAGAAUCACGAGAAUGAAGACAUCUAUAAACUGGCCUAUGAAAUUAUUGAUCAGUUCUUCUCAUCUGAUGAUAUUGACGAGGACUCGAGCCUGGUGCCAGAGGCCAUUCAGGGCACCUACGGCUUCAACUCCACCAACGUGCCGGCUGAGGGCUUCCAGUUUUAGGAGGCGUCUCUGAUCCUGGAGUUCGGUGGUGGUGCAGCACUCUGUUCAACAAAAAUUAGAGAGAAAGCGAGCGAAAGAGUGAAAGGAAUUAGGUCCAUUGCGCUUGGCUCAUUGGGAUCUUUGGCUGCGUCUAAUGGGAGAGAAGUGUGUGGGUUUGGGUUCCGCCCAAAUGAACUUGCGAUGGCGAGUGGAUGCAAGUGCGAAUGAGUGGCUAAAUGUUGCAAAAACAUCUACAAACCGAACGCUUCGGAAGACCUUUCGCGUAACUAGCGGUUAUCCAGAGGGGUCUUACCAAACGGCAAAUAAACACACAAAAUGGCGACGUCUAUCGGAGGGAGCAAAAAGGCCUCGCUCUAACAAAUUGGAGGAAAAAAACCAAACUUAAAUGAAGAACCAUGUCAUAGUUGUGUGGUCCUGUGUGCGGGGGGCGGGGGCAGGUGCCCCGCGCGGCCGUGCUGAGUGACUGUGUGACUGGGCCCCUGCGUGUGAGUGUCUGGCCCCAAUGCGGAGGAACCGAGUUCAUCUCCUCUGACACCCUCCCCCCCCCUCCGGGGCCCCCCCACAGCGGGGUGGGGGGGGCAGGGAUCCAUGCCACGUGGCGCGUGUGCGAGAGAAUGAUGCAACGGCUGUGUGCGCAUACGUGAGUGACUGGCUGUGCGUUCGUACGUGACUGGGUGUGUGCGUACAUGGAUGCUUGAGUGACUGGCUGUGUGUUCGUACAUGACUGGGUGUGUGCGCAUACGUGAGUGACUGGCUGUGCGUUCGUACGUGACUGGGUGUGUGCGUACAUAGAUGCUUGAGUGACUGGCUGUGUGUUCGUACAUGACUGGGUGUGUGUGCAUACGUGAGUGACUGGUUGUGCGUUCGUACAUGACUGGGUGUGUGUGCGUAUGUGAGUGACUGGCUGUGCGUUCGUACGUGACUGGGUGUGUGCGUACGUGACUGGGUGUGUGCGUACAUAGAUGCUUGAGUGACUGGCUGUGCGUUCGUACAUGACUGGGUGUAUGUUCGUUCGUGACUGAGCUUGCGUUCGUACGUGACUGGGCGCGCGUGCGCGUUCGUGCGUGACUGGGUUUGCAUUUGUAUGUGACUGGGUGUGCAUGACUGGGCGUGUGUGCGUUCGUGCGUGACUGGGUUUGCGUUCGUACAUGACUGGGUGUGUGUGCGUGCCUGACUGGGUGUGCAAGGCCGAGGUCCUGAACGCAUGCAAAAACAGAAAACGCAACAGAGAGAAACGCAAACAUGGCAGGAGAGCUAAAAAAUAAAAUAAAAAAAUAAAUUACUUCAUUUUGUUUUGCCUGUAAGCAAAGGCUGAUUUAAAAUAGGAAUCCCAACAAGGAUGAAUGAGAAUUAAACUCUACAAACAGAAUAAGAGGAUCAUUGCAAGGUUUCAGAUGAGUAUUACAUUACACUGGAGGGUUGAAUUGGCAGGUGCAUUCAGUAAAGAUGCAUUCGCAGGUCUGGGAGUUAAAUCCAGUGUGUACCUUUUUAUUUGGUUCCUUUUUUUACUGCUUUUAUUUUCGAGGCUUGUGUAGUAGUGAGUAUUUUUAAGGAAGGUCCCAUUCUCCCCUGGUCCCCUGUACCCUAUAUCACACCACAUUCUCCCCUGGUCCCCUGUAC